GAAGACACGUUCGCGUCAGUUUCAGUUUUGACAAACUGAAAAGCGUAUUACAGAGAUAGAAAGUGAUGUUUUAUUGAUGAUAUGUAUAGUGUGAUUCACAAUCUUCCAUGAGAAAUGAGUAUGUUGAAUCAGGCGGCCGUGGAGGCCCUUUGCUCAGCCACAUAUCUGGAGAAUUACCUGGAUGCCAUGGAAAAUCUUCCUGACGAUUUACAGCGCAGUGUCUCUCAACUCCGAGAGCUAGAUUCUCAGUGUAAAGAUAUUCUACAAGAGCUGAAUCAUCAUCAUGAAUUGUACAAAAAAGAAGUGGAAGGACCUGGCAAGAAGCGGGCGUUCAAUGCUUUACAGAGGGGCUUGAUCAGAUGCCAGGAAAUAGGGGACGAUAAAAUUCAACUUUUGGCUGUUGUCAUCGACCAUAUAGAAAACAGAACAAGGCAGCUUGAUCAGGAUCUGGAAAACUUAGAUCCAAGCACAGGUAAGGAAGACAAGCCUGAUGAACCCGCAUUACAAACUACAGUCACAGCGAAGAAGAUAGAGGCUGAAAAGGUGGAGAAUAAGAGCAACAAGAGGCAGAGGCGACAGAAACAGCAUGACUUGGUUAUCCGAGAAGAGGAUAAAAGGGAGGAGAAAGCCCCUAAAAAGAAGAAAAAACGCAAGACAAAGAAGGAUAAGGAGGGUGACCGUUCUCCUAUAGAACCCAUAGACCCUGAUGAGCCUACAUACUGUCUGUGUGACCAGGUGUCAUAUGGUGAAAUGAUAGGCUGUGACAAUGACGACUGCCCCAUUGAGUGGUUCCAUUUUAACUGUGUCGGACUUACAACAAAACCUAAGGGGAAGUGGUUCUGUCCUAAAUGUCGAGGAGACAAGCCCAAUGUGAAGCGGCCAGAUCUUAAGUAGUUGUUGGUUACACAGGUGCUCUGUAUUUUGUCAUCUGCUCAUUAAUUUACAUCAUUCUCUUAUGCCUAACCCAGUCAUGGUGCAUUUUUGUAUUUUAAUCAGCCAGCCAGAACAACAUGCAUUUGAGAGUGAUGAUGCAAGGGCUGCGGUUUAUCAGCUAUAAACAUGAACACCAGUCAGUUCAGAGCUGUAUGGAAAGUCCAGGGCAGCAACACAAACCCUCUCAUUCAUAGACAGGAUGCAGUCUUCAUAUGUCACUCUAUCAAAUAACAUUGCUCAUUGUUUGUUGUAAUCAUGGCAUGUCAUCUUUGUGUUCUCGGCAUGAAAUGUGUCCAAUUUUCGUUCAGCAAUCUAGCAACGUUGACACAUCAAGACAGAAUGCACAUCAAUGUGCAUUGAUUCACAUUGAAUACAGUUGUGGACAUACCAGAUUUCGUGAUGAAUUUGCAAAAGGUGAUUCGAUUCUGUU
Molecule: messenger RNA, 1363 nt
Organism: Liolophura sinensis
Lineage: Eukaryota; Metazoa; Mollusca; Polyplacophora; Chitonida; Chitonidae
Product: inhibitor of growth protein 1-like
Exons: 4
Coding region: 115-894 (259 amino acids)
Biological process (GO): positive regulation of DNA-templated transcription
Cellular component (GO): nucleus
Source: RefSeq, a predicted model, not a curated record